CUCUCUCUCUCUCUCUCUCUCUCUCUCUCGCUCUCCUUUUUUUCUUGUCGCACGAGUUAUGGUGGCGGUGUAAACAAUAACUAUGCAGGCUUACCGUACUUGUAAAACGAGAGGACGUGGUGUGUCAGCUUCAUUCCAACCUGAUCUGGCCUAUAACAACGUGUUAAGGCUGUCUCUGGAGGAUAUACCUAUUGGAAAUUUACGAUCUGUUUCUUCAUUACCUUGUUGGUAAUGGCAGCCAUGCCUGAACUUGUACGGGUGAAGGACUCGGAUUUGCCGCGGUUACGGGACUGGCUGGCCUCUCAUCUGCCUCAUUCUUGGAAGGUUCCUGAAUUCGUCACAAGUCCACGAAUGAUGAGCAUCUUUUCCCCUAACACAGAACACGCCGAGACCCUGCUUACGUCGCCCGGAUUCAUAGACUGGACUCAGAUCUGCUUUUUCAAAGCGGUCCCAGAGCCAGUGUUUGACGCUGUCCUGAGAGUAAUCGAAAGAAAGGGAGGCCCGCCCCCUGAGACUCAGACUAAACAAGUGGCCACUGCACAGAAAGAAGAUCUACGUCUUAUAGAGCCACCUGAGGGAUAUACCGUCCGAAGUCUCGACCCAGAUCAAGACUUGGAACUGGUCCAAGAGCCGUACCGGAAACGGAAACCCUUCGCGGAGGAUCACAUUCGAGAACUGAUAAGAGCAUUUCCUUCGACUGGUUUGUUUGACAGUCGCGGCGAGUGUGUCGGGGUGGAGCUGGGAUCAGAACAUGGGUUUCUUACACGGCUCCACGUCAAUCCCAGCAUGAGGGGGCGUGGUCUGUCAAAGGUCAUAGUAUCCCAGCAGGCAAAGAAGUACCAAGACGACGGCUUGCCAGUGGUAACAGUGAUUUUGGUGGACAACGUCAGAUCUCUGAAGCUCCACUCUUCCCUGGGAUUCAAACACGUGUGCAAACUAUACGAAAUUUUGUAUCUUCCAGAUGAUUCAGCACAGAGUAAUGAACUUCGGUCUAAAUAUCAUCAUUUGUGAGAGUCCCUCAAUGCCAAUGAACACAUCACAAUGUAUUAUUAGCGCGAAGCUUGGUGGCCUCCAGAAAUGUGGGGUACAUAAUGUUUAUACGACUAAAUGUAAUUGUCCUUGUACCAUGACGAUGAUACAAGUAAAACAUACUAUAUUAUA
Molecule: messenger RNA, 1161 nt
Organism: Aplysia californica (California sea hare)
Lineage: Eukaryota; Metazoa; Mollusca; Gastropoda; Aplysiida; Aplysiidae
Cellular component (GO): mitochondrion
Molecular function (GO): glycine N-acyltransferase activity
Source: RefSeq, a predicted model, not a curated record